This is a messenger RNA of Trichomonas vaginalis G3, 4488 nucleotides long. RefSeq lists its product as uncharacterized. The record is from RefSeq and is a predicted model, not a curated record. Bases 1 to 4488 code for a protein of 1495 amino acids. NCBI's taxonomy places the organism in Eukaryota, Parabasalia, Trichomonadida, Trichomonadidae. The transcript has a single exon.
AUGCAAUAUUUCAAUCUAAUUACUUCAAUUUCUGCAAAAUCGAUUUGUAAAAGCCUCGCGCACUCAAAUCCACCUCCACAAUUUGUAAUAACAUCAGAAUUACCAACACCAGCACAUUUUCAUUGGGCUUCUGAGCAAAUUUCGCAGAAAUUUGGUGGCAAAAAAACAGAAUACCCACUAGACGUCAUCGUUUACGAAUUAAGCUUACCACAAUACAAACAGUUCAAUAAAUUAUACGAGUUUCUGACAUCAGGAGCCAAUAAAAACGAAAUGAAACCAAAUUUAUUAUUCAAUUUAUACCAAACAAAUAGGAAUCUAUUUACAUCACUUAUAACAAUCUACACACCAUUAUAUAAAGUUUUCAACCAGAACGAUCUCCUUUCUUUAUUUCCAAAAACAGAAAUUUCAAUUUUUUAUUUCAUCAAUAAAUCAUAUGCAGAAAUACAAUUAAAAGGACAUAUACCAAAGGUAGUUACAAAUAAUUCUCAUGCUCUUCUUCAAUCUAUUAUAGAAACAAAAGAUGAUGAAUUUUUAAGUUUUUUUCAACAUCUUUUACUUUCAAACGACCAAGACACUGCCAAGAAACCACUACACAUGUCAUUCAUAGGGUCAAAACAUAUAGACGAUUACCUUUUAAAGCCAAAUUUAAAAUUAAUUAAAAAUUUCGACUUAACAGCAGCCCUUAAGUUCUCAGAAGGUCAUCCACAGUAUCUAGCAAUAGCAUAUAUACUUGAAUUCGACAAAAUCAGUACCAACAGGCAAUUUAUUGAGAAUUCAAUUGAUAUCAUUAAGAAAAUUUCAGAUUUACCACCAUCUUUCAAGCAAUUCUUCAAAAAUGUGAAGAAUGACCUCACAAUCCUCACAAAUUUGUCUAAAAUGGUCGGACAAAAAUUUUCUUUUGAUGACCUGUCAAAACAUUCAAUUCCAUACAUAUGCUCUUCGCUUAUGGAUGGCCUGAAUCUGGAUGACUUCCUGUUCAUGGAAAACUUCGAAUCUUUCACGAAUGGCUACGCAAAAAUGGAUUUCAUAUUUAUUGUUUCUUUUUGUUUGUUUUAUACGAUCCUUACUGAUUUUGAUGAGACCAAAAUCAACUACUACAUCUCCUUUUUCAAGGAUCCUGCUUUAAAAUCGCAAAUUUUCACAGAUAUCUUUUCACUUUUAUUUUUAGAGGAUAACUACGGCGGAUUCAUUCUCCCCGUUAAUAAGAUCUUUAAGCUCCUUCAAAUCAUGUCGCAAUCAAAGACUUACGACGAAAUUGACAAUUAUAUCUCACAAGUUCUCGCGAAGAUCAAAUGCUAUGACGCAAACAACAUUACAUACAAUGCCCUUCUCGCGCCCUCGGAAUCUUUGGUUCAUCCCCUUUUAAUACAGAAAAAAUUUGAUUUGGCCGUAGAAACCGUCGGGACAAACCAAAAGAUGCUCAAAUUCAUAGAUUUGGUCAGAGGAACUGUUGAAUUCAAUUCAAACCUCUCAAAAAGUCUUUUGUUUAAAUUUAAGGAAAAUGAAGCGAAAUUUUACCUGGAAAUGGCCAUGUCGACAGCCAUAAAGGAAUACUCGGACGUAGCAUUGACAUUCUCUAAAGAUUUUGAUGAUUUUUUGAAGAAAAAAUUAUCAAAAUUUUCAUCCAAGGAAUUUUCAAGGGAUAUCGAGCUAGAAGUGAUCCAUAAGAACAGUACUUAUCUUACUGCUGUCAGAAACCUUGAUAAUUUGCUUCUUUCGAGAGAUUUAAUUUUUGAAAAAUUAAAUUCUUUCGAAAACUGUAAAUAUUUGAAUAAUCUCGUUGAUUUCAUCAACAUGUGUAUCAACUGUGGCAUUACCACACCUCUAUCCAUGAAAAACAUGAAUCCAAUGGAAAAAUUAGACGAAUUAAUUUCAAAUGGCAAAUUUGACAUUGCCUUAGAAUUUUCUGGUGUAAACAGAAUUGAUUUCUUUCAAUAUUUGUUUGUAAAAUACCGUGCAAAUGAAAAUAUUUUGAAAUUAAUUUCUCCUCUGUAUCCAAUGGCUUCUUUGACCAUGGCGUUGAGUUCUUUGACACCUGACGAACUAAAAAAAUACAGGAAUGUAGUUUUACCUAAAAAUUCCUCAAAAAUUAUGAAAAAUUUUUAUGAAAAUAAGAUUAAUCCAAUUUCUGAUCAGAUAUUAAGCGAAAAACCUUAUGAGAGAAAGCUUAAAAUCAAGGAAUUUAUUGAUAAUGAUGAUGUUUCCCUUGAUGAUUAUUUAUAUUCUUCAGAUCCUCAAAUAAUUUAUGAGAUAAUCAUGGAGAAGAUCGAUUCCAUGGACCUUAAGAAGUUGUUAUUUUACCUGGAUUUCUUGGAUUGUUUCAUAAUUUCCGAUAAAAUUUCUCAUACAAAGGAAAUGGUGACUUUUCUACUGAAACUGAAGAAUCCACCACAUACAAUCAAAGAAUCCAAGCAGAAUAUAUCAAACAGACUCUCACAACUCGUUUCUAGGAAAAAAUACCAAGCGGCAAAAGAUCUUUCGACGUUUACAGGCGACCAACAGUUAUUUGAGGACAUAAUGGUCGACCACGUCAUCAAUAUUUUGCUCUCAAAACAUGAAUCUGAAGUCGCAUUGAAUUAUUGCGACGGAUUUGAGGAAAAAAUACUUUUAGCAAUACCAGAAGACCAAUAUGAGAAAAGAUUUGAGCUAAUGAACCUUUCAGAAGCCUUAAAACUCUCAAAUCAAAAAGAAUUUACAGCUUUAUCUUGUUAUUUCAGCGUUCCUCCAAGAUUGCGACCAAACAAGCCAGAUGUGAACCUAAUAAUCGAACAUCUGUGCAGAGAGAACGCUAUGGAUAUUCUUUUCGAGCUUUCUCAAGAAUAUAAUCUUAAUAUUUCGAAGAUUUCGCAAAUUGCGAGUAAAGAAGCGAUUGAUCUUGUUUCUAGUUACGGAGAUUCCCUUUCUCUUCCAAUAUUAACACCAAUGAUCGAUGAUGUUUCGCAAAUUUUGAAAAAAUACCAAAAAUUUGUCGAAAAUUUUCAAGUUGUUGCGAAUUCUUUUGUUCCUAUCGCACUCCACAUAUCAGCUUUUGUCGUAGUUGACUGUAUGGAGCACGAAGCAAUAUGCGAACGCUUCAUUGUCUUGUUUUUGGCGUUUUUGAGAAAAAUAUUGAAAUCAAUUUCGCCAGAAAACAAGAAAGACAUAGAUAUCGUUAUCGAAAAGACACUCAAAGUAAAGAUUCUCGCAAGUAUAUCAUUCUACGUUCGAUACAAUUUCGUAUAUGGAAUUGAUAUCGUCGGAUCUGAUAGAAAGAGCGACCAAAUCCACGAGAAACUUGUAUCCGAUGACUUCCAUGACCUUGCCAAGCACUUUAAACAGACUUCCGAGAACUCAAAGUUCUUUUUUACGAUGCUCAAAUUUACAGACUACGAAAAAGCGAAGAACGAGUUCGACAAGUUCAAAAAAUAUGUCCAGAAGAAGGAGAAGUUCUUACAGAGGCUUCUUUGGGCCAUGCAAAGUCCCUUAUGUCUCGAUGAAGAUUAUAUUCGUUCUCCUGUUGUAGAUAUUGCUCCCCAAAGCCUUUAUUCCUCAUGUAAGAAGUUUAUAGCCACCAAAACAUCCGCUUUCUGUCCUUCCUGGGCUAACGCAGCCUCGUUUUACAUAGACCAAAUUUACGGAAUUUCAUCGGUUAUCAAAUUUUUCUGUGAAACCGGUUUUUACGGGCGUGCGAUAGAAAUCCUAAAAUCGAAUUCAUUUGAUGAAUCGAUGUUUAUAUAUGGUGUUCUGUUACCAUCCCUAUCUUUUGGCAAAGUUGACGUUAUGUUGGAAAUUUUGAAAGAAAAUGAUCCAUAUUACGAACUAUCAUCUAAUGCAUUAUAUGCAUCCAUCUCAAUGCUUUCUAAAAACAAAGUUGGUCUUCUUCGAUACCAACUUGACAUGAUUUUCGACGAUUAUUAUGACGCGAUCUUUGCCGUUGAAGAUAUUUAUAGUCAUGAGAAACGUCAAGAUGUUCGUUCACAAAUCCUUUCUAAAUGUCAACGCGAUUUCCCACACGAACUUGUCAAUUUCAAGAUCAUCGAUCUUCAAGAAGAGUUCGUUCAUCUUCAACGAAUUCAUGGUAUCCAAUACAACCCUUCUAUCCAUCUUUUCGGAGAUGGACUUCCUUUGGCCAUGGAAUGUCUUUUCUCUAAGAAACUUUAUGAAUUCGCGUGCAAAGUCGCAAUCGAACUCAAGAUCGAUCCAACACAAACAAUCAACAGAAUAUCUAAGUCAAUGAGUCUUUCUAAAGCUCGUUCAUUUGUUUUCAACUUCGGAAAGUACACACUUCCAAACAAUACAAGUGUUUUCGAAGACUGGAUCACAGUUUUACUUCAUUCAUUCAACAGCAAUAACAAGACUAAAUCAUUCGUUUUCAGUAUCAUCGACAAAGAAAUCAAAUCUUCCAAGUUCAAGUGCCACUUACUCAUCCAGUUUGGAUACACAUCUGAAGCUAAGUCUAUUGCCAUUCGCGAAAACCUCUCUGAAUUCAUCAUCCUUUUGUCUGAUUAA